CACGACCAUAUGGGGGCAACAGUCGGCGCUUCGCUCUCAGUCCAUGAACAGUGUUGCGGUUAUCACUAACCUGUCUCCCGUGAACAGCUUUCGGCUUUUCCCUAAUUUGUGCUUUAUUUAAUUAUAUUAUCAAAUAAACCUGACCGCCAAGAUGGAUAUGGAUCACAAUCACGGAUCUGACGAUUCCACUAGCACAGCCAAGUCCUGUCCCAUGAUCAUGGUGUUUCAUGCCGGACACUGCGAACGUAUUUUAUGGCGCGGCUGGGUGGCAUCGACGGUUACAGAGUUCGUUCUCUCAGCCAUUUUUUGGUUUUUGGUAUCCUUUCUAUACGAGGCGCUGAAGUUCCUCCGCCAGCAUCUGGCGCGUAGAGUCGCCCGCAAGGAGCGCUUGGCCGAGGAGCAGCGGCGAAAGAACGACAAUCCGAGUGGAUGCACAGGCUGUUCGGACACCCCCCUGGCCGAGACCAGGGAGAAGACCUACUGGCAGCGCUUGCUGGACUCGACGCACAUUAUCCAGUCGCUGCUGAAUCUGCUGCAGAUAGUGGUAUCCUACCUGCUCAUGCUGAUAUUCAUGACCUUCAACUACUGGCUUUGCCUCGCCGUGGUUCUGGGCCUGGGCUUUGGCUACUUCUUCUUUGGCUGGAACAAGAAGACACCCGACGAGAGCGAGUGUUGUCCUUAGGCGGAAGGACUUAGCUGUAGCCGGGAUAGAUGAUGGAAGGAUUGAAUUGGAUUGGAUCUUUAAUGUGUAGGCCGUCUAACCUGGGAAUUGUAAUGACCAAUAUCGGUGUGUGGAUGCACUGUCUGUAUAAAAACACAAGCCCGGCGGUUUGAUAUAACUAUUUUUUAUUAGCUGCACGUCUGUUUCGUACGAUCGCCGCUGUAUGCUAUUCUAAAUACUAAUUGAAUGCCUUACUAAUUAUUACCUUGCUACAAAUGUAUUGUUGAAUAUUGGAGCCUCAUCCACAUUAGGUUUAGACACACCCGUCCCCAAGGCAUUGCCGCAAAGUAAUUACAGAUUUUGUCUAAAAAUACAAUUUUAUUCGAUAGUUACA
This is a messenger RNA of Drosophila pseudoobscura, 1055 nucleotides long. It is a transcript of the gene Ctr1B, whose product is annotated as Copper transporter 1B. The record is from RefSeq and is a predicted model, not a curated record. Gene Ontology annotation, molecular function: copper ion transmembrane transporter activity. The transcript is spliced from 2 exons. Gene Ontology annotation, cellular component: plasma membrane. Lineage: Eukaryota; Metazoa; Arthropoda; Insecta; Diptera; Drosophilidae. The coding region runs from base 152 to 682 and encodes 176 amino acids. Gene Ontology annotation, biological process: copper ion transmembrane transport.